Molecule: messenger RNA, 642 nt
Organism: Dracunculus medinensis (Guinea worm)
Lineage: Eukaryota; Metazoa; Nematoda; Chromadorea; Rhabditida; Dracunculidae
Source: the annotation of a GenBank genome assembly
UUUCUCAAGCCAACAGUCAAAAGUACAACCGAUGGUAAAUGGCUUUCUUUAUUUUUCACAGACAAAUAUGUGUUUAGCAAUCACCAUAUCUGUGAAAAUCUUCAUAUUGAUGGAAUGAAUUUCGUUUGCACUGAGCAGUACUAUAUGUACUGGAAAGCAACUGUUAAGGAAAUUCUGCUGACAAAGGAUCCUAAACAUAUGAAGGCUAUCGGAUCAAGAGUUAAAAAUUUUGAUCAAUCUUUAUGGCAUCGAGUUGCAUUACAAGUUAUGGCUAUAGCAAAUGUUCGUAAGUAUCAACAAAAUCCUUUGCUUCGUAUGGAGUUAUUUCGUACAGAAAAAACCGUUUUGGUUGAGUGCAAUCCUAGAGAUUGCAUUUGGGGAAUAGGGCGCGGUAUGGAUGAACCUGAUGUUUGCGAUUUUUCGAAAUGGAGAGGCAACAAUUUGCUUGGAUUUCUGUUGUCUCAUAUCAGAGAUCGUAUGAUGAAGAAUCCCAUCUAUAACGAUGAAGUAAGUUUAAUUUUUAGCACUUUUUUUUAUUUUUUUUCCAGAUCUCAGUUACAUUUCUUUUCUAUUUUCUGUUAUUUUAUUUUUUUCCAUUUUAUUAUUAUCUUAUAUUAUUUUAUUUACUUAAUUUGGUCGUAA